AUGCCCGGAAAUCCGAUAGAAUAUACUACAGCACAUACACUUUUAGAUUGUUCAACACCAGGGCUAGAAUUGCCAGCAGAAUAUCUGAACAAUAGUGCAAAACUUGUUAAAAUCGAUUUUUCUAUAACUGAAUCUGGUUGGUAUGACAGUAUGUAUGACGGUCAAAACUACACUAUACCUUUGCUAAAAGACAUAGACGCCAUCUCUGCAGUAUGUUACGGUGAUGGCGGGUUCGGAUUAUAUAGUCAAGAUGAACAAUACUUGGACAUUGGUGACGUAGCGGUGGGGAUAAGAGUUUGUGAAUUUUCAAAAUAUAUAUAUUAUUAUCAUAAAACGGCACGGAUACUAUCAUACAUUUGUAAUCAGCAUGUUUAUGUUAGAUCAUGCAAUGGCAAAAUACAACUGGAUUUGACACAAGACUUUUAUUACAGAGGAAAUAAAUGUCUCAUUCGUGCAGACGUUGUAAAAGUUAUACCAGAGGUUCGACACAAGGUGAAAUCUGUUGAUGAUGGAGUGAAAAACUAUAAUCAAUAUGACCCUUUUCUGCAGUUCAAAUGUUCAUUUAAGAUGUUAGAAAACCACAUUUACACUGUGAAAUGGUACCUAAAUGGACAUUAUGUGAUAGAAAAGGGACCUUCAAGGAACGCAAGUGUUCUUGCUGUAACAGAAGACGAACUUGGCGUAAACAAUCUUAAUUAUAAGGUAAAGUGUGUUGUUUCUGUACAUUCAAAGAAGCGAUCUGAUCCUGUAGAAACGACAAGCGACGACUUUUUCGCUGGAUUUAAGAUAAUAGAUCCCAAAAUUUCAUUAAGUAAGUCAGGAAAUGAAAUUAUAACUGUGGAACAAACUGUUCCGAUAGGAUGUGCUUACAAUGAUACUUCUUCUCCAACAUGUGAGGAUACAGUAUCUGUGGUUGAUAAAAUCUUCGAGCAGAAUAUAUGUUCAGAUGGUGUUUUUGCAACCAAUGCUAUUUCUCCGGGUACACGGUUUUACUCCAUCAAGACACUCAAACAGGAUGAAACUUGGGAUGGUAUGACAACGUUCCCAUUCAAGCUUGAAACAGUUGACAAGACAUAUGACGACAAGGAUACCUAUGAUCUUUUUAUAACACACAGCGGUACAAAUGCAAAGUCUUCUGGAGACACCGAAGAUGCCAAGGUUAGAGUUACUAACUUGGAAUACAGUAAAAACAAAAUGUGUUACUCCCAUGUAGAUCCACAUAUGCGCACUGGAAAUGGCAGAUCGUACGAGCAACAGAUGGAGGGUGACUAUAUUCUUUACAGAAACACAUUUUUUGACAAGAAUGAGAUUUUAGUUCUUGAAAGGGCAAGGUAUUGUAGUGGUAAUUCUGGACCGGUGUGUGCUUGUGCUAUCAUUGUUCGAGCUGGUGCAGACGCAUUUAUGAUAAAUCGUUGUAUUGGAAAACAGUCCGAAGUUAAAUUCAUUCAAUGCUGUGAUGGUGGAAUUAUCGACGUUUUAAAAAUAAGUGACAGUAAAUAUGAGAUAUACACUCCAAUUGGUACCAAAAUUUCAAUCCAUCUAUUGGAUGGAUGGGCAAACGGUCGCAAUAUGAAUGUGGAUAUAUAUCUAAUAUCGAAGGAUGAAGAUCAUACAGAUGGACUUUGUGGAAAGUAUGACAAGAACGAUACUAAUGAUUUUCUCUUAAGAGAAAAUUUUCCCCACAAACAAGAAACUGUAAAAAAUAAUGAUGGCCACAGAUUUUCUGAUAGUUGGAGGUAAGUUUUACGGUAUCUUAUCAAUGAGAAUAAAACUGAAAAGAAGAGAAAUUUAAACAAAAGAGAAUCAAAAUGACCGCAGUCUUUAAAUCUAAAUUAAUUAACAACACCGCUAACAUCUACCUUUAUCAACAUAUACAUGUACUUAUAUAUCGUAUCAUCAGUCUUUACGUUUAGCUUUAGGUGCUUUUCGCACUUCACCCGUAGAAAGUCUAUAUGCGGAAGCUGCGGAACCAUCGCUUCAUCUUCGUCAAAAAAAGCUAUCACUUCAAUAUGCAACUAGAAUUUCAUCUAAUAGCAAAAAUCAAAAUAAAAUUAUUAUUUUCAAACCAAGUUAUACUGAAAAAUUUGUUAACAAACCAAAGGAAAUUAAACCAUUAGGCAUUCGUUUAGAAGAUGAUUUAGAUAAACCUAAAAUUAAUCCAGA
Molecule: messenger RNA, 2163 nt
Organism: Ruditapes philippinarum (Manila clam)
Lineage: Eukaryota; Metazoa; Mollusca; Bivalvia; Venerida; Veneridae
Product: von Willebrand factor D and EGF domain-containing protein-like
Exons: 13
Coding region: 1-1740 (579 amino acids)
Source: RefSeq, a predicted model, not a curated record